Mytilinidion resinicola is the source of this 939-nucleotide messenger RNA. Its product is annotated as Zn-dependent oxidoreductase. NCBI's taxonomy places the organism in Eukaryota, Fungi, Ascomycota, Dothideomycetes, Mytilinidiales, Mytilinidiaceae. The transcript is spliced from 3 exons. The record is from RefSeq and is a predicted model, not a curated record. The coding region runs from base 1 to 939 and encodes 312 amino acids. Gene Ontology annotation, molecular function: oxidoreductase activity.
AUGACACCACCUGUCACAAUGGGCGCCGUCGUUCUCCGUAGCCCUGGCCCUCCCGACGUCCUAGAAGUAGAAACUGUACCCACCCCAGUACCCAAAGCCGGGGAACUUCUCAUCAAAAUCAAAGCCGCGGGCCUCAAACGCUCCGAGCCCGUCUCCCGCCGCGGUCACGUCCCUGUCAUGGCGUUUUCACUCCCUCGCAUUCUCGGCGUCGAAUUUGGCGAAGCGAUCGCAACAUGCAUGGAGGGACUCGGAAGAGUAAGGGAUGAUGGAUAUGUAGAAUAUUGCGUUGUUCCAGUGGCGCAUGAAGUGCUGGGGGCGUGUCUGGAGAUGCUGCAGACGGCGUGGGGGAGCUUGGUGUUGGCGUUGAAAGUGGAGAAGGGAGAAAGAUUGCUGGUAAUAGGCGGUACAACGAGUGUUGGGUUGGCGGCUGUGAGUCUAGCAAAGCAUUAUGGGUUGUGGGUUGCUGCGACGACGAGAAAGAAGGAAAACAUGGACUUGCUUAAGGAGGCCGGAGUGGAUGAGAUACUUCUUGACAAUGGAAACCUUGCUGAGGAAAUUGGAGAGGCAGAGCAAAAGUUUGAAAAAGUUCUUGAGUUGGUUGGGACGGUUACGUUGAAAGAUUCUGUGGCUUGCGUGAAGCCAAAAGGAAUUAUUUGUGUGGCAGGUAUUGUUGGAGAUCAGUGUGUUUUUGAGAAUUUUGCUCUAAUGAGCGCUAUUCCUUUUACUGUUUGCUUACCGACAUAUGCUGGAGAUGUAGACCAGUUUAUGGAAAUGCCGUUCAAAAAGCUCCUAGAGUUGGUGGCGAAAGGAAAGCUGGGCAUAAGGGUAGGAAGGACUUUCACGCUGGAUAAUGUUGCAGAAGCUCAUAGGGUCAUGGAGUUGAGCAGGGCAUGCGGGGAAGUCGUAGUGUUGCCGCAAUCGAGAAUAGGUAGGUCCUAG